CAUUAAAAAACCCAGAGAGAGACUGAGCGGAAGCUUGAUCAGUGUCACGUCCGAUGCCGUCGACGCAAACUGCGGCGAGCGAAAUUUUCGCUGCUGCCCGAUCGUUCACCCACUAUGGUUCGGCUUUGCCACUUGAGACUUUUCUUACUCUUUUCCUUGAACGGCGUAGCGCUGGGCCACGGUGGGCACGGUGGUUAUAAAGGAAAAGGAGCGAAAUUAGAGAGCAAAAAGCCAUGCAACAACCAUAAGAUCAAUGUUGAUGUUUUGGAGUCGGACAAUGACUUCGACUUCCUGAACCAAUUGCUGCCCGUUUUCAACUUUGGAUUCGGCAAGGGGGCUUUCAAUAAGGGCAGGAGGGGCGGCUGCAGCUGCCAACUGACGACGCCCAGUCCUCGCGAGGUCUGUCCCAACAACGUCACCAUGAACGUGACCAACGGCCAACACGGCUGGUGGCGCGGCAUGGAGAUGCGGCGCUACCGCCCUAACAAGAAGAGCAUCAGUCUGAAGGAGGGGUGCCCGGUAAGGGUGCCCUUACCACCGUGUCCGGAGAAGCUCAAGGACAGACGGACGAGGAGGUCUCCGCACCAUGGCGGCGGCUUCAGAAAGGGCAACUACUUUAGGAGGGGCAACAAUGACGGCAGCAGCAGUGAGGAGGAUGACAAACGCUCCGCAGCCUCCAGGGGUAAAAUGUACAAAGGACCCAAUUCAAAUCAGAGGAGGUGCAUCGACCAGAAGUCCAAGGAGACCAAGGUAUACUACAUACAGGACGUUUCCACCGUGUUCAUGACGGCGACGGUCACUUCAAACGUGUACGUCACCAACAGCAGAGAUAUUGAAGAGAGAGAUGAGGAGGAGGAAGGAUCUUCAGUUCAGUUUUCAAUAAACACGUCACCCGUCGAAAGUAGUACUGGUGUAGUUUCAGGAAUUUUGCCUACUGGAAGUACUCAGUACACUUUCACCGAGACUUCAGGUGGCUUCAGUAACGGUCAGCAGGAUGACUGGUCGUUUGGUAGAAAAAGGUGGACUUCUAUGGACUCAGGUACUUAUUCCAGUGAAGCCUGGUCCUCGACCAGCAAGGGUCAGGGUGAGCUUCCCUCAUCUUCUGUUUUUAACCAAGUUUCCAGAGAUUCAUCGGGAACUAGGGGAUCAGAUUCAAAAUCGUCAUCCUCCAGCUCAAAAACAAACGGCAACCAAGGUUCUAACGAAGCCUGGUCUUCUACCAGGGGUCUGGAUGAGCUUUCCACUUCUUCUUCUUCUGUCAACCAAAAUGGCAGAGAAACUUCAAGAAGCAGAGAAUCAGAUGCAGUUUUAAGCUCAAAAACUACCUAUCAGGUUUCUAGUAGUUGGUCUUCCACCUAUUUAGUUGGAGGCGCUCAGGAUUCUGCCACAAGAGCCCCCUUCAGCACUGCCAUCAGUUCUGCUUUUUCUUCUUCAACCAGGAAGGAGAGUGAUUACUCAACUCAGAUUCAGCAAUCAAGCCAAUCUAGAGGAAACAAUAACGAUCGGGAAAAUUACGGGAGGAUUCCUGGAGGUGAAUCACAAACUGUGGAAGAAACUGAAGAAACUAUGCCUACAACAACGAGUAGUUACGCAAGAAGGGGUACAACUCGAAUAACAGUGACAUCGUCAACGACAAACAUAGAGUCUUCUUUCUCUCAAGCCAGUUCAACCAAAAGCUCGUCAGCAGAUAGGACUGACACCUCAAGAGUUGUAACUUCAUCAACCCAACCUUCUUCUUCCUCUUCAUCCAUAUCUUCAAGUGAUUCCCUAUCACCAACCAUAUCUUCAAUUUCUUCUCCGUCAUCUCCAACUACGUCAUCAACUGCUUUCACAUCGGCUGCAACCACAUCUUCAAUUGCUUCCACAUCACCUCCAGUCACAUUUUCAGUUGCUUCCUCAUCAUCUCCAACCACAUAUUCAUUUGUUUCCAAAUCAUCUCCAAUUGAUACCACAUCGGCUUCAACAUCAACAAUUACAACUCAGAGCUCUAAACGUGCAACAAAUAGAGAAACAGAUACAACACAGACUAGCACAAUAAGCUCUAGAUCAAGUUAUUUCGGACUGAUGGACAUUUUGGAGAAGGAAAAAAUUUCAAGCACGUCAAAAACCAGUCCAAGCGCUCAAACGACAGCCAGUAUCAGUGAUGCGCCUUCGGAAAUAACUUCUAGAUCUAGGUGGGAAGUGCAGACGACCUCAGAAAAGAAAACGAGUAAAGAAACAAUUGCUGUCACAGAAAGCCCAAAAUUGAAAAUUGAAACAACGCCAAAAAUAAGUCCGAUCGAGCUGGAAACGCGACCGGUGGUAUUUUCCACCGAAAAAGCUACACGCGAUUCCACGACCGCAGAAAUAAAAUCUGUAGCAAGGACGUUAACAACAACAAGGGCAACGGAUAAUGAUAAUAAUGAAUCGGUAAAAAGAGAGAGCACAGCAUUAAAAGUUGAAACCUCAGCGCGCACCGAAAGCACUAGAGCAAUUAGCGCGGCAGAAACUACUCAAAAAUCCAUUACGAGCGAGCCGGAAAUAACGCGGGCGCCCAGAACCACACCAGUUCCCAUUUCGCAAUCAGAAGCCACUCGCAGAUCUCGAUGGGAUUCGCAGGCGUCGACGCAGCAGGAGACAACAACAAGUUACAGUCGCGAGGACGCCGAGAAGAGGAAGUCGACAAUGGAGCAAUCUCGGGAGAAAAAUGAAAACUCGUCGUCAAGUGGCUCUUCCAACAAUAAUCUGGAGGCGCUCGUCAACGGCGGGCGGAAAAUCGAGCCGACGGAGAGCACUGGCCGAGAUUCGAAAGAGAGCGAGAGAAAGGAAAUUGCUCUCCAAGGCAACAACACGACUUUCGAUAAUAAACAGCAGACCGUAAUUCAGAAAAGCGGUGCAAAAAAUACGUCUACGGGUGAUGAUGUUGCUGACGCCGCCUCCGAGAACCGCAAGUACGUGUAUUACUUACUAUUCGGAAACAGCAACUGCAUGUGUAAUGAGAAAAACAACAAAACGGGCCUCAAUCAGACUGAACCGGAGCAGACAGACGCGCAGGGCGUCAGCUGGAAGCAGCAGGGUUUUCCCGACGGCGACGGCGGACAGUUUUACAUUGGUUACAAAGGGAAAAACGGCACUCAGGAGAGAGUCAGGGGUAGCAUUGUAGAGGUCAAAGUCAGCCAUGCCGACUUUAAUUGCACUUCCAUGUUUGCACCACUAUUCGGAAAUUAAAUUAGCUUAAAAUUAUUAUGAAAAAUGAUAAAAUAUAUCUUUCAG
Neocloeon triangulifer is the source of this 3252-nucleotide messenger RNA. RefSeq names its product serine-rich adhesin for platelets-like. The record is from RefSeq and is a predicted model, not a curated record. Lineage: Eukaryota; Metazoa; Arthropoda; Insecta; Ephemeroptera; Baetidae. The coding region runs from base 115 to 3207 and encodes 1030 amino acids. The transcript has 2 exons.